Penicillium verrucosum is the source of this 1245-nucleotide messenger RNA. RefSeq names its product FAD-dependent oxidoreductase. Gene Ontology annotation, molecular function: FAD binding; oxidoreductase activity. Gene Ontology annotation, cellular component: mitochondrion. The record is from RefSeq and is a predicted model, not a curated record. The transcript has 3 exons. The coding region runs from base 1 to 1245 and encodes 414 amino acids. Lineage: Eukaryota; Fungi; Ascomycota; Eurotiomycetes; Eurotiales; Aspergillaceae. Gene Ontology annotation, biological process: ubiquinone biosynthetic process.
AUGACGCGCUCGCCUUUCAAGAUCAUCGUCGUCGGUGCGGGGCCCGCCGGACUACUACUUUCACUAUUGUUGGCUCGGCAUGGCAUCUCUGUCACUAUUCUGGAUGCAGCUAAAGAACUGGACAAUCGACCACGGGCGACCCACUACGGGACCCCGGCCGUCUAUGAGCUGCGUCGCGCAGGAGUUAUCGAUGAUGUUUUAGCCGAGGGCUUCCUUCCUGGAACGAUGUGCUGGCGCAAGCUCGACGGAACUUACUUGGCUGGAAUCGACAAUACAGUCCUCGGUGACCAUCCGGAUCGACUGGUCUGUCUGCCACUGGACCGGCUUGGAAAGAUCCUCUUGCGACACCUAGACCGCGAACGGACUGCGGAAGUCAAAUGGAACCACCGCGUCAAGGACAUAGGACAGGAUGAUGACAAGGCGUGGGUCAAAGUAACUACGCCCAACGGCGAAGUUACCAUGGAGGCUGAUUACAUCGUCGGAUGUGAUGGAGCCAGCUCCCAAAUCCGGCGAUCUUUGCAUGGUGACUUGGUAUUCCCUGGAAAUACAUGGGACGAGCAGAUUGUCGCAACCAACGUCUACUAUGACUUUCAUAAGUAUGGAUACGAGGAUGCUAAAUUCAUAAUUCAUCCGGAACACUGGCAUAUGGCUUCUCGUAUCAGCAAGGACGGCAUGUGGCGUGUCUCGUACGGGGAGAAGGGUGGCCUCACGCAUGACGAGCUUAUCGCUCGCCAGGCUAUGAAGUUCCGAGAGAUGCUCCCCGGGAAUCCAUCUCCAAAGGAAUACAAACUCACGAACAUCAGUCCGUACCGUGUGCAUCAGCGGCUAGCCCAGAGAAUGAGGGAGGGGAGGUUUCUUCUGGCUGCAGAUGCGGCCCACUUAUGCAACCCUUUCGGAGGACUCGGAUUGACUGGGGGAAUUGUUGAUGUCGGCGGGUUGAGCGACUGCUUGUUUGGUAUCUGGACAAACCAGGCAAACCCGGAUAUUUUGGACGUCUACGAUCAAGUGAGAAGACGCAAGUACAGCGACAUGGUUGACCCUAUGUCCAGCCAAAAUCUGCGACGGUUGUUUGAGAGAGAUCCUGAGACAGUUCUCGAGCCAGGUCAGGAUGAACUUAUGACACUGUUCAAGAAGGCUGAGAAUGAUGUUGAUUUUGCCAAAGAGAUGGCGUUGAGUAUUAAUGAUUUGAAGUACGACUUCACUCAGCACUAUAUGAAACCGAAGGGCAUUGUGGCAAACAUGUGA